UCGGCUCCCGCGAGGGCUGUGCGCCGCCGCCGGGGACUGGGCGGCCAUGGCGGGACCCGGCAACCCCGGCGGUCCCUCCGCGCCCGCCGCCGUCUGGAAGCGCCACAUCGUGCGGCAGCUGCGGCAUCGGGACCGCACGCAAAAGGCGCUCUUCCUGGAGCUCGUGCCGGCUUAUAACCACCUCCUAGAGAAGGCUGAACUGCUAGCCAAGUUCUCUGAAAAGCUGAAGUCAGAGCCAGGGGAUGUCACCCCCGCCCCGCAUCAGGACUGCUGGGGCCAGGUCUCCUCAGCAGCCUCUCUGAGGAUGAAAUGGAAGCAGGAGGAGAAGGAACUGCAGCUGGUCUGUGGUGAGAUGGCCUACCAGGUGGUGAAGAAGAGCGCAGCCCUAGACACUCUGCAGUCACAGCUGGAGGAGCGCCAGGGCAGGCUGGAAGCCCUGCAGGCCUGCGUGGUACAGCUAGGCGAGGCGCGGGCGCAGCAGUCCCGGCAGCUGGAGGAACUGCAGGCGGAGAAUGCGGUGCAGAGAGAAGCCUACCGGGCGCUGCUAGAGCAAGCCGCACACCAGGAGGCCGCACUGCGCAGGCUCCAGGAGGAGGCACGGGACCUGCUGGAGCGGCUUGUGCAGCGUAAAGCACGUGCCGCUGCGGAGUGCAAUCUGCGUAAUGAGCGUAGAGAGAGGGCCAACCAAGCCCGGGUGUCCCAGGAGCUGAAGAGAGCGGCUAAGCGGACCGUGAGCAUCAGCGAGAUCCCAAACGCUCUAGAAGGUGGGACCAGGGAGGAGCCUGUGCCUCCAUCUCCUGUCACUACACCUGAGUUCCUGGAGAGUGAGACGAGUGAGAAAUGGAAGAGGCCUUUCAGGUCUGCCUCGGCCACCUCUCUGACACUGUCCCGCUGUGUGGAUGUGGUGAAGGGGCUGCUGGACUUCAAGAAGAGGCGAGGUCACUCAGUUGGGGGUGCCCCUGAGCAGCGGUACCAAAGCAUCCCUGUGUGUGUAUCUGCUCAGAUUCCUACCCAGGCUCAGGAUGUCCUGGAUGCCCAUCUCUCUGAGGUCAAUGCUGUUUGUUUUGGCCCCAACAGCAGCCUCUUGGCCACUGGAGGGGCUGACCGGCUUAUCCACCUCUGGAAUGUCGUGGGAGGUCGCCUGCAGGCCAACCAGACCCUCGAAGGAGCCGGUGGCAGCAUCACCAGUGUGGAUUUUGACCCCUCGGGCUCCCAGGUUUUGGCAGCUACUUACAACCAGGCUGCCCAGCUCUGGAAGGUGGGGGAGACACAGUCCAAGGAAACACUGUCUGGACAUAAGGACAAAGUGACAGCUGCCAAAUUCAAGCUAACAAGGCAUCAGGCGGUGACCGGGAGCCGAGACCGGACUGUGAAGGAAUGGGAUCUGGACCGUGCCUGCUGUUCCAGGACCAUCAAUGUACUUUCCUACUGUAAUGAUGUGGUGUGCGGGGACCACAUCAUCAUCAGUGGCCACAAUGACCAGAAGAUACGGUUCUGGGAUAGCAGGGGCCCCCACUGCAUCCAGGUCAUCCCUGUACAGGGCCGGGUGACCUCCCUGAGCCUCAGCCACGACCAGCUGCAUCUGCUUAGCUGUUCCCGAGACAAUACACUCAAGGUCAUUGACCUGCGAAUCAGCAAUAUCCGGCAGGUGUUCAGGGCGGAUGGCUUCAAGUGCAGUUCUGACUGGACCAAAGCUGUGUUCAGCCCUGACAGAAGCUAUGCACUGGCAGGCUCCUCAAAUGGAGCCCUGUACAUCUGGGAUGUGGACACUGGGAAACUGGAGAGCAGCCUACAGGGACCCCACUGUGCUGCUGUCAAUGCUGUGGCCUGGUGCUUCUCUGGGAACCAUGUUGUGAGUGUGGACCAAGGCAGGAAGGUGGUGCUCUGGCACUAGGGGCACAGUUUGUUUCCCUGUAUGGACUGGAACUCUGUUCUGAAGCCAGAGGACAGCCUUCUUCUGAUCAGGACUCCAGAGCUGGGGUUUGAUUCAACUGUAGAUGUUAUAUGAGGGCCUGGCAGGACCCGGCCUGUUUGUUUAAAAUCAAAGUGUGGAUUAGGGAUUACAAUUUAAAAAAAAAUCUCUAUCUGUUUAUUUUCCUCAAAGUGGGAAAACAAACCAAACAAACAAACAACUACCUGUGUCUUGCCUCUUUGAAACAUUUGGGGGGUACAGGGAAAUUGGCUGUUACAGUCUAACCGUGGAAUAGCAUUUAGGAAGGCCCACGCAGGGGCAGGGAUAGCAGUCUCUCUUGGGGCUAGUGGAUGGUCCUGGUGGAAAGGGGCCUGGUAAGCUAGAGUGACAUCAGAGUACUUGGUCGGAGGCCUGCCUGAAGACCGGGACCAUGCUCUGGCCUGCAUCCCAUCUGGACAGUGGGCUACCUGCCUCCUGCCACUAUCUCCUCCCUUGCAUGUUAGCUCUGCCUUCACAGUGACUGGACUGCUGAGUCUGCUGCCCCUCUCCACAGGUGCCUUACUCCUCUAGCCUUGUCCUCACCAGAAGCAGUUUCCUUAGCGUUUUGUUGUUACUGUUUUGGACACAGUCAUGUUCUGCAACCCUGGCUAGUCAGGUACGCAUGGAAUAGCUUAGAGUAGGCUCAGAGCCUAGGAAAUGUGGCCUCAGCCUCAGUGCCCACACUGCAUCCAUGGCGUCAGGGUCAGCGUGGUCAGAAGUCCAGCACUGUGUCCUACAGUGCUUCUUCCUCUGCCUUCAAUGUCCCUGUCCUUCCCAUGGCAAUUCAGGAUGUCUUUUGGGAUCCCUGUAUUGACAGCCUACCCUCACCUGCCAGUUGGGUAAGAGUCCUUUUUCCCUCACCUCCAGUUUACCCCCCUUAUUAAAUCUGGGAGCAAGUCUAGGAGUGGGAACAGUAUUCCCUGCAUCCAAGCCUGGCUCAGAAGCCACAGGAAACGCUUCCUGAGUGGUCACAUUCUCUUGUUCAGCAAGUUCAACAUCCAAGGUUCCAGGAAUGGGACAUUCCUAGAGUUCAGACCUCGUCCCCAGUCUUGGCACAGCUCUCAGUGGCCACUAGGGGUUGUCUGGUUAAGUUUUGUUUUUUCCCCUGGGAAAGGCUAGCACUCCCAAUGGCCACCAUUAUUGAGGAUCACCCAGGCCUCAGCCUUGCUCUGCUCUCUGCAGCCUUGUUUCUCCCAACCACUUGUGAUGGAUCAUGUUCUACCAAUGAGAAGUGGGGCUUGAAGGUUGCCAUUCAGGUUCACACAACGACCAACACAGCUGAAUUGUUCUGCAUCAUAGUCCUUUCUUCUGAAACAUGGCCUAUGUAGCUGAGUAUGACAGUGAAUGUAUGAUUCUCCUGCCUGUGCCUCCACCUCCUAAAUGCUGUCAUUACAGAUGUGUACCCUCAUUCCAUACGGUCCCCUAUGACUGAACUUCAGGGCUCUACAUCUUCAACCCACACCCUUUUUUUAAAAAAAAAUUAUUUUAGGUGUAUGAGUGUU
Molecule: messenger RNA, 3453 nt
Organism: Onychomys torridus (southern grasshopper mouse)
Lineage: Eukaryota; Metazoa; Chordata; Mammalia; Rodentia; Cricetidae
Gene: Atg16l2
Product: autophagy related 16 like 2
Exons: 18
Coding region: 47-1894 (615 amino acids)
Biological process (GO): autophagosome assembly; negative stranded viral RNA replication
Cellular component (GO): autophagosome membrane
Molecular function (GO): protein binding
Source: RefSeq, a predicted model, not a curated record